Nematolebias whitei (Rio pearlfish) is the source of this 1578-nucleotide messenger RNA. Its product is annotated as cytochrome P450 1B1-like. Lineage: Eukaryota; Metazoa; Chordata; Actinopteri; Cyprinodontiformes; Rivulidae. The coding region runs from base 1 to 1578 and encodes 525 amino acids. Gene Ontology annotation, molecular function: heme binding; iron ion binding; monooxygenase activity. The record is from RefSeq and is a predicted model, not a curated record. The transcript has a single exon.
AUGGUGCUUGAUGCUGAGCUUAAUUUGAAGAGCAGCAGCCUCACCAGGGAAUGGAGCGGACAGGUCCAUUCUGCUCUGGUUGCCUCCUUCGUUUUCCUCUUCUGCCUGGAAGCCUGUCUGUGGGUCAGGAACCUCAGGCUCAAGAGAAGACUUCCAGGACCCUUUGCCUGGCCCGUGGUGGGCAACGCCAUGCAGCUGGGUCAGAUGCCUCACAUCACUUUUGCGAAGCUUGCCAAGAAAUACGGAAACGUGUACCAGAUACGACUGGGCUGCAGCGACGUGGUGGUCCUAAACGGAGAUCGGGCCAUUCAUCAGGCACUAAUCCAGCACAGCACAGAGUUUGCAGGCAGACCAAACUUUGUCUCUUUCCAGAUGAUCUCUGGAGGCAGGAGUCUGACGUUUACUAAUUACAGCAAACAGUGGAAAGCACACAGGAAAGUUGCUCAGUCGACCCUCAGAGCUUUUUCGUCUGCAAACAGUGAGACCAAAAAGACUUUUGAGCAGCAUGUUCUGGCAGAAGCCACAGAACUUGUGCAGGUAUUUUUGCGCCAGAGCACUAAUGGACAGUAUUUUUACCCAGCAUACGAGUUCACAGUAGCUGCUGCUAACAUAAUGUGCGCUCUUUGUUUUGGAAGGCGAUAUGGACAUGACGACCAGGAGUUCAGAACCUUGUUGCACAGAGUGGACAAGUUUGGAGAAACAGUUGGGGCAGGUAGUUUGGUAGAUGUCAUGCCCUGGCUUCAGUCCUUCCCUAACCCGGUCCGAAACGUCUACGAAACAUUUAAAAGCCUGAAUAAGGAGUUUUUCACCUAUGUAAAAGAUAAAGUGGCACAGCACAGGGACACCUUCAAACCUGAGGUGACCCGAGACAUGAGUGACGCCAUCAUCAAUGCAAUUGAGCACGGAGAGGGCAGCAUAUUGAGCAAGGAGUUUGUUGAAGCAACCGUCACCGAUCUGAUUGGAGCAGGUCAAGACACUAUGUCAACUGUCAUGCAGUGGAUCGUCCUCCUCCUGGUCAAAUACCCAGACAUGCAAGCCAAACUGCAGCAGCUCAUUGACAAAGUAGUGGGUCCAGACAGACUGCCAUCAGUUGAGGACAAAAGCAGCCUGGCUCUGGUGGAAGCCUUCAUUUACGAAACCAUGCGCUUCACCAGCUUCGUUCCCGUCACCAUCCCACACUCCACCACAUCAGAUGUCGUCAUCGAAGGGCUCUACAUCCCCAAAGACACAGUGGUCUUCAUUAAUCAGUGGUCUGUCAAUCACGACCCUCAAAAGUGGAAAGACCCUCACGUGUUUGACCCCACGCGCUUCCUCGAUGAAAACGGAGCUCUGGACAAAGACAAAACCAACAGCGUGAUGAUUUUUUCGACCGGUAAAAGACGCUGCAUCGGCGUCCAGAUUGCCAAGGUGCAGGUGUUUUUAUUCACUGCCGUCCUGCUGCACCAGUGCAACUUUGAGCGCCAUCCCUCUGAGUCUCUCACUCUGGACAGCUCCUACAGUCUCACACUGAAGCCCGACAGAUUUAGUGUCAGAACCAAGCUCAGGGGAAAGUUGCUUGGCUUGGUUUCCCCAGCAUGA